Sciurus carolinensis (gray squirrel) is the source of this 3920-nucleotide messenger RNA. RefSeq names its product unc-5 family C-terminal like (gene Unc5cl). The record is from RefSeq and is a predicted model, not a curated record. Gene Ontology annotation, molecular function: protein binding; netrin receptor activity. Gene Ontology annotation, cellular component: membrane. Bases 293 to 1849 code for a protein of 518 amino acids. Gene Ontology annotation, biological process: netrin-activated signaling pathway; positive regulation of JNK cascade; positive regulation of canonical NF-kappaB signal transduction. The transcript has 9 exons. NCBI's taxonomy places the organism in Eukaryota, Metazoa, Chordata, Mammalia, Rodentia, Sciuridae.
CCUGCCCUGGCUCGGUUGGACUUUGCCAAUAGAAAAGGAAACUCUCCCCACUCCUUACGGAGGGCGGGAGGCAGGAGUCUGCCAGGAAGCACUAGGCCACUCCUACCUGAUUCUCCGCCCACCUCCACUUUAGUCUGGCCUGGCUGACCCGGCCGGCAGACCUCUCUAUUUCUGAGAAGGAACUACUGUUCCGGGACAAGCCAGCAGCCUCUGAGAGGAAUUAGACAGUAAGGCCCUUGGCCUUGGCUGGCACCGGGUGCAGGAGAGGCAGCAGCAUCUAGGGACCAGGCGGAUGUGCCCCCAGGAGAGUUCCUUCCAACCCUCCCAGUUCCUACUGCUCAUAGCGAUCCCAGUGGCAAGUGCUCUCCUUCUGGUUCAGUGCCUUCGCUGGUACUGUCCUCGGUGGCUGCUGGGGACCUGUGUGAAGCCAGAUGGGCAAGAAGAGCCAGUGUCCCAGUCCACCCCACUACCAGAAUAUGAGGCUCCAGGGCAGUGCCCACCAGCCACACUGCCAGAGAUAGCUGCUUUCUACCAGGAACUGCACACGCCCACCCAUGGCCAGACCAUCGUCCGCCAGCUGAUGAACAAACUCUUGGUGUUUUCGGCUCGAGAGGUGGAUCACCGUGGCGGCUGCCUGAUGCUCCAGGAUACAGGCAUUUCCCUGCACAUCCCUCCAGGUGCUGUGGCUGUGGGCCGCCAGGAGCGGGUAUCCUUGAUUCUGGUGUGGGACCUGUCAGAUGCCCCAUCGCUGUCCAGAUCUCAGGGGCUGGUGAGCCCUGUGGUGGCAUGUGGCCCCCAUGGAGCCUCCUUCCUGCAGCCCUGCACCCUCACGUUCAAGCACUGUGCCCAGCAGCCCAGCCACGCCCGCACCUACAGCAGCAACACCUCCCUGCUGGACGCCAAGGCCUGGAGGCCCCUGGGCCGGCCGGGGGCCCACGCGUCCCUGGAUGAAUGUCGCAUCCUCCUCUCCCACUUCAGCCUCUACACCUGUGUGCUGGAGGCGCCCGUGGGGCAGGCUGCCCGCAAAUGGCUGCAGCUGGCCGUGUUCUGCUCGCCACUGGUGCCGGGGCAGUCCCACCUGCAGCUGCGAGUCUACUUCCUGAACAACACGCCCUGCGCCCUGCAGUGGGCUGUGACCAACGAGCAGCCCCAUGGUGGGCGUCUGCGCGGGCCCUGCCAGCUCUUUGACUUCACCGGGGCCAGAGGGGACCAGUGUCUGAAGCUCAAGUACAUUUCUGAGGGUUGGGAGAAUGUGGAUGAUAGCAGUAGCCAACUAGUUCCCCAUCUCCACAUCUGGCAUGGAAAGUGCCCCUUCCGCUCCUUCUGCUUCCGGAGGAAAGCAGUCAGUGAGAAUGAGGACUGCUCAGCAUCAACCAAUGAGAUCAUUGUCACCAUGCACACCUUCCAGGAUGGCUUGGAAACCAAGUACAUGGAAAUCCUCAGAUUCCAGGCGUCAGAGGAGGAGUCCUGGGCAGCGCCACCCCCUGCCUCCCAGCGGCCCCUGUGCAACAGGCUGCCCCCAGAGCUCUUUGAGCAGCUGCAGAUGCUGCUGGAGCCAAACAGCAUCACAGGCAAUGACUGGCGCCGACUGGCCUCCCACCUGGGGCUCUGUGGCAUGAAAAUCCGGUUCCUGUCCUGCCAGCGGAGCCCCGCCGCGGCCAUCCUGGAGCUGUUUGAGGAGCAGAAUGGCAGCCUGCAGGAGUUGCACGACCUCAUGACCGCCAUGGAGCGGCUGGACUGCGCCUCUGUCAUCCAGAACUACCUGAGCGAGACACCCAGGGGCAGCCCGGCCCCGGCCCGUGGGGCCGCCCGGGAGAACCAGGGCCUGGAGCUGGACGAGAAGCUCUGAGCGCCCGCUCCCGGGGGCAGGGGACGCCGGGGAUGUGUUCCUCUGCCCAGGAAGGAAAUAGCAGCUGCUACUCAAUAUGCCCGGAGCCCUCUUCAGAAGCCGCAGUCCAUGUUCAAGUCUACCCAGAAUGUCGGAGCGCUCUUGCUGGCGGCCGCAUCCAGACCGCCCCUGCGCCCAAGGAUUUUGUUCUGCGUGCAGGUCCUCUCUUGGGCGGCAGGGGGCGCAGGAGCCCAGGAGAUGGCCACAGUCCGGCCAGCCUCUGGAAGCUAUUUCUCAGACCAAUGGACUGCCCGGUGGCCCCUGGGCACCGCGUGGCGACUGUUCAGUCUACAAGCGUUCACUGAGCACUUAGUAAGGCCCAACACUGGGCUGGGGCCCUGACGAGUACUGUGGUAUCUGAGGUGGGACCUGGAACCUUGAUGGGCACACAGGUCCCUUGCAGGAAUAUGACCUUCACAUGAGCUGAGGGCAAACUCUAAGAUAGCAGGUACCUGUGGUUAGGUGGCUGGUGGUCUCCUAUGAACUGUGCUUUGCUUUAGGAGUCAAGAAGGGAGGGACCUUGAAUAUGGCCCUGGGACAAGGAGAAGGCACAGCGAGGAGUUGGGCGAGAUCUUCAGUUGGGUUUAGGGGAAGAGCUCACCUGUGCACAGCAGGAGCCAAGAGCAAGCACAGAGGACUGGAGGCACUAAGGAGCUGCCCGACUGGGCAUGAGGGAGGGUGGCAGGAGAGUUCUAGAGCUGGGCAGUCACAUCUGUGCUCCAUGGUCUCCCCUCGCUUCCUUUGUCUCAAGUUCCAGCUCAUGCCUGGCUUCCCCUUUUGCCAGUCCUCUCUCAUAAAGCAUUCAAGCUGAGAAGAAGCCGUAAGAUUAACAUUCUUACCCAGUCUUUAUAUCUCUUCACCUCCAACUGUGUGAGUUUUAAGUCUCUGACUUCAUUUUUUUUGCCUCCGUUUCCUGCGGUUGUUCCGUCUCUGAAUCUACUCGCUGACUGCCAUAGCAUCUUUUGUCCCUACCCAGUUACUGUGCCCUGUCUUCGUGGGUUUCUUUCUGUAUCUGAAAUCCUCAGUCAUUCCCCUCAGGCAAGUGUCUCCAAACCAGUGUUAUGUAUCCAAGGUUAUUGGAAGAGACUGGGCUACUCUGGAAUGAAUGGGAUAUUUCCCCCAUGAAACAAGACCCAGGUUAGAGUCAGAAAAUAAAGAAAGGAGUUGAAGAACACCUCACUCAAUCAACGAAUACUUAUUUUGCACUUACCAUGUGUUAGACAGUGUAUACAAAAGAGAAGGAUAGGCUGGGCCCUGAAAGGAGAACAGAGGGACUUGACUCAAUUCUAGCAAUGCUUUUGUUUGCAAACAGGUGUUGUUAAUUUGUUUAAGGGAAGGCAGUCUCUCUGGCAACACUAACAAUUUGCUUCUAUAUUUAAUUAAAAAUAUUAACGCUUUUUUAUGAUGAAUGAUAUUGUAUAGUAAAAUAUGUAAAUUGCCUUUUUACAAAAGCAGACACAUAGACCAAUGAAACAGAAUGGAAGACAGACACAUACCCGGGGACAGCCAUCUGAUCCUUGACAAAGAUGCCAAAAACACGUUGGGGCAAAGACAGCCUUUUUAUCAAAUGGUGCUGGGAAAAGUGAUGAUCCAUAUGUAGAAAAAUGAGACUAGACCUUAAUCUCUCACCUUGAACAAAAGCCAACUCAAAAUGAAUCAAAGACCUAGGACUUAGACCAGAAACUAUGCAACUCCUAGGAGGAAAUGUAGGGUCAACACUCCAACAUAAAGGUGCACAGGCAAUGACUUCAUAGGAUCCCUAAAACUCAGGAAAUAAUAUCAAGAGCUCAUAAAUAAGAUGGCAUUAAAUUAAAAAGCUUCUGCACAGCAAAGGAAUUAAGUAAUGAUGUGAAGACAGAAUCUAAAGAAUGGGAGAAAAUCUUCACUAGCUACUCUUCUGACAGUUGAUUAACAUUCAGAAGCUAUAAAGAACUAAAUAAAACUUAACACCAAAAACAAAACAAAACAAACAUCCCAAUUUUAAAAAGGGGCAAAUUAACCAAAUAGAUACUUAUCAAAAGAAGAAAUACAA